AUGAUUCAUGAGGGCUCACACUGCCAACGUCGAGUGCCAAAGAGAUAUACCCUGCUGGCUUUGGGCUUGGCGAUGGGAUGUGGUCAACUGACGCUGGGAUUUCUACUGAGGGCUUUGAACCCUCGAAGCAGACCAAAUGACCUGGCAGUUCCUCGCGCUUGCGGCCGUUUCAGUGGACCUGACGACAAGUGGCAGGCUGCUUUGGACCUUGACUUGUUCCACGCAGUUCUGGAUGGUGAGAGGGACACCGUGAAAGAGCUCCUGGCCCUUGGGUUUUCUGAGAAAGUUCUUUAUUUUUUUGUGAGAAGUCUAAGGGUAAUUAGGGUAGGUUAA
Molecule: messenger RNA, 333 nt
Organism: Durusdinium trenchii
Lineage: Eukaryota; Dinophyceae; Suessiales; Symbiodiniaceae
Source: the annotation of a GenBank genome assembly